CAGAUCAAGUCCAGAUCACCCGAAACGAUACAGCUCCGAUCCGUCCAUGGCGCUGCUCAAUCUGCCAACAAAGCACUACUAUGCUACUUCUCUUCCUACUAUGCGGCAGCCUUGAAUGGCCGGUUUGCUGAAGCUCGUCAGGACAUUUUCUCUGUCAACCUCUCCGGCAAGCAGCUCCAAGUGUUCAUCAACUGGUUACAUACCGGUAAACUCGAGCUGCACAGUUGGGAUCGAGAGGAUCGUGUAAAGAUCUACAUCUUUGCCGACUUGGUGGACAUCCUAGCUCUUCGUCGCGAAAUCAUGACCGAGAAGGGAAGAAUGGAACGAUACCGCGAAGUGGGCCUAGUCAUUUCUCAUCUACCACGCAAUUCUCCAUAUCGCAGGCGCGUGGUUGAUUACUACGCAAACCACUGGAAGCCCGAGGACGAUAUGUAUGACCCUAUCAGUUCUCUGGAGAUCACGACCCACCGCGAGUUCUAUCGUGAGGUUGUGCAAAGUGAAGUUCUGGCAAAUAUUAGUGGGCGCACCGGUUGUUCUUGCUGUACCAACGUGUGCAACUUCCACGAGCAUGAAAGUGAGGAAGAAUGGAAUGCGACUUGUGGGCAGUUGCCAAAAUUACGGAUGCCCGAGAAGCAGUACUUCACCAAGCGUGCUUCU
This is a messenger RNA of Aureobasidium musti, 657 nucleotides long. The record is from the annotation of a GenBank genome assembly. NCBI's taxonomy places the organism in Eukaryota, Fungi, Ascomycota, Dothideomycetes, Dothideales, Saccotheciaceae.